AUGUAUUCCAACUCGAUCCCCAUGGCCCCCGGCGGCUCCCUAGACGCAGUGGUCGGCGUGCUCGCAAAGCAUCGAGAUGACGACUACUAUGCAUACGAGAAUAGGGAUGGCUGGUAUCUCGGCCUCGGCAGCCACGCCUCGUUGACGGUUGGCCCAGACGGCAAAACAGCAACCAAGAUCUGCGCGGACCGGAAGACAGCGGCCCUCCCCGUCGCCGGGUCCAUCAACGACAUUGCCAGGGCCUUUGUCGCAGAGUACUCUGCUCUCGGCAGGAUCUAUGGCCAGGUCGGCUUCAACUACGCAGCCAUCAUGUCCGGCCAGGCAUACAACCCCGGCCAGUGGCCAGUGCUGGCCCUCAUGGCUCCCCGCGUCCAUGUUUCCGUAUGUCGAGACGGCAUCACCGUCUCGGGCCAUUGCGACGACGAGGCAAGGUCGGUCUACGACUUGGUCAAGUCCAGUGUCGUUGGGGGUGCCGCUUCGGCCGUAUCCACCAACUUCAUGUCGGUCGAUGUGCAGGUCGACUGCGACGACUAUGCCUCCCGAGUCGGGCGGGCCACGGCGGAAAUCAUACAAGGCAAAUACAUCAAGGCCAUUCCCUCUCGGAUAGUCAACCUUGCCGAGCGGGUCGACAUGCUGGCGACGCUCUACCACGGCCGUCGUGCCAACACGCCCGCGCGAUCGUUUACCCUGAGCCAUGCCGGGAUGCAAGCUACCGGCUUCAGCCCAGAGGUGCUGCUCUCCAUCAAGGAACAAGUCGUCGCUACUGAGGCGGUGGCCGGGACCCGGCUCGUCGAGGGGGCGGAUCCGGAGCCGGCUCGUGAUGCGCUGAUGAACGACCCAAAGGAGGUCAUGGAGCACGCCAUCGCCAUCAAGGGCUCCAUCAGGCGAUUACGUCGUAUCUGCACUCCCGAGAGCCUCGCCGUCAAAGACUUCAUGUCGGUCGUGCCUCGGGGUAAUGUGCAGCACCUCUACUCGUGCGUCACGGGCACCCUCGAGUCCGGCAAAGAUGGCUGGGAUGCUCUCCCGGGUUUGGUCGCAAAUAUUACGGUGCCGGGUAUCCCUGGACGGGGCAACAUGGAGGCCAUCGAGACCUUUGAACCGCAUCCCAGGGACAUGUACUGCGGUGCGGUGCUAAUGCUCGAGCCUGCGGCAGGAUUGUUCGAGGCGACCCUUGUGCUUCGCACCGUCUUCCAAGAUCAGCAGCGGCAAUGGCUGCAGGCUGGUGCUGGCGUCACCAGUCUCUCCAGGCCGGAACGAGAGUUCACCGAAACCUGUGAGAAGUUGGGUAGUAUUUUUCCCUAUUUGGUGGCGGAAACAAAGCCGUGGGGGGAGUUGAAAGGUUCACAUCUAGUUAAUUAA
Messenger RNA from Metarhizium robertsii ARSEF 23, 1359 nucleotides. RefSeq names its product Salicylate synthase. The record is from RefSeq and is a predicted model, not a curated record. The coding region runs from base 1 to 1359 and encodes 452 amino acids. Gene Ontology annotation, biological process: L-tryptophan biosynthetic process. The transcript has a single exon. Lineage: Eukaryota; Fungi; Ascomycota; Sordariomycetes; Hypocreales; Clavicipitaceae. Gene Ontology annotation, molecular function: isochorismate synthase activity; oxo-acid-lyase activity.